CGUCCGAUUGUUCCAAUCAUAAUUUGAAAUUUCAUUCACAGGUGAGAAACAGCACACUGCGAGAUAUGCUGUCUGACACUAAUCUCGAACUGAACAUUUAAACUCACUGGUUAGCGGCCACUUUAUUUCUUAAUUUGUUGCAUUCCAGUUAAGAAUCCUAAGAAAAAAUGGAGUCGUUUGAAGAAAACAGGGUGAAUCAGCCGUUAUUAGAGUCGAAAAAACCGCGGCCGGCGCCAGUGCCGGCCGGGGAGGAGGUAAGCUCUGAGCUUGAAGAUAUACUAUCAGACACCAACUUGUCGUUGUGGAGCCGCCUCCGAAAAGCCACCUGGAUAGAGUUAAAGACUCUCUAUAUCCUUGCAGCUCCUGCUGUUAUAGUUUACUUGCUUAAUAAUAUUACUUCAAUGUCCACUCAAAUCUUCUGUGGCCAUCUUGGCAAUCUUGAACUUGCUGCUUCUUCUCUUGGCAACAGUGGUAUUCAGCUUCUUGCAUAUGGAGUCAUGCUAGGAAUGGGAAGUGCAGUAGAAACGUUGUGUGGACAGGCAUAUGGAGCACACAGAUACGAUAUGCUCGGAGUAUACAUGCAAAGGUCAACAAUCCUCCUUAUGGCCACAGGGAUACCACUGAUGAUAAUUUAUAUAUUCUGCAAGCCAAUUUUGCUCUUGCUAGGUGAAUCGAGAAGGGUUGCAUCCGCUGCAGCACUUUUUGUCUACGGCCUAAUCCCUCAGAUUUUUGCAUAUGCUGCAAAUUUCCCAAUACAGAAGUUCUUGCAGGCACAAAGCAUAGUGAAUCCCAGUGCAUAUAUAGCCGCAGCCACACUGGUGGUGCACAUUUUCUUGACAUGGCUGGUUUUGUAUGUGCUGGGGUGGGGGUUGUUGGGGGCAGCAUUUGUGUUGAGUUUAUCAUGGUGGAUUAUCGUGGUGGCACAAUUUGUGUACAUUGUCAAGACUGAACGGUGCAAAAAUACAUGGAAUGGAUUCAGCUGGAUGGCAUUUUCUGGUUUGUGGGAUUUUUUGAAGCUGUCUACUGCUUCUGGUGUUAUGCUUUGCCUCGAGACUUGGUACUUUCAGAUUAUGGUUCUCAUCGCUGGCUUGCUUCCUAAUCCUGAAGUCGCUUUGGAUUCCCUGUCUAUUUGUGGAACAAUCCUUGGAUGGGUAUUUAUGAUUUCCGUGGGGUUCAAUGCUGCGGCAAGUGUAAGGGUUAGCAAUGAGCUUGGGGCAGGGCAUCCAAAAUCAGCUGCAUAUGCUGUUGUGGUGGUGACAUCGAGCUCCUUCAUUAUAUCAGUGAUUUUUGCCGUAGUUUCACUUGUGCUGCGCCAUCAAUUAAGUUAUAUCUUCACCGGUGGCAAAACUGUUUCCGAUGCCGUUUCAGACCUUACUCCACUUCUGGCCAUCUCCAUUGUUCUUAAUGGCAUUCAACCUGUUUUGUCCGGUGUGGCUGUUGGUUGUGGAUGGCAAGCAUUUGUUGCUUAUGUUAACGUUGGAUGUUACUAUGUGGUUGGCGUUCCAUUGGGUGCAAUUCUUGGCUUCAAAUUCAACCUUGGAGCACAAGGAAUAUGGUCAGGAAUGUUGGGAGGCACAGCCAUGCAGACUGUAAUCUUAUUAUGGGUCACCAGUCGGACAGACUGGAAUAAGGAGGUGGAGAAGGCAAAGAAUCGUUUGCAAAAUUGGGAAGCUUCAAAAGAGAAAAAUCAGUUGAAAAAUUAAUUAGCAUGCACUUCAUUCCUCCGAAAUGAAUUAUCUAUAAAACUAUCUGUCUGUUGAUGCAUUCUGGGCAGUCCCUAAAUUAUUCCUUUUGCUGGCUGCUUGCGCACGCUUCUCAUUGCUUGCUAUUAUUUCCUUUGCAUGCUCUUACCUUAUUGUGCACCACAGAUGGCUGUUAUAAAGCUAUGUAAUCCUCAUUGUAAUGAAGAUCUUUUUGGAAUAAAAUAUUUAGAAUUGAGAGAUUUUUCCA
Molecule: messenger RNA, 1950 nt
Organism: Olea europaea var. sylvestris
Lineage: Eukaryota; Viridiplantae; Streptophyta; Magnoliopsida; Lamiales; Oleaceae
Product: protein DETOXIFICATION 40-like
Exons: 7
Coding region: 168-1703 (511 amino acids)
Biological process (GO): xenobiotic detoxification by transmembrane export across the plasma membrane
Cellular component (GO): membrane
Molecular function (GO): xenobiotic transmembrane transporter activity; antiporter activity
Source: RefSeq, a predicted model, not a curated record